CACCAACCCGCAACAAGAUGUCGCUCAUUCGCAUCCGGCCGUAUUCGUAUGUGACGGUGGAGGACAACAACACGAAUGUGCAGCGGCUGGUGGUUGGCCCAGCGACGUUCACCAAGAAGGCACAUGAGACCGUGGUGGAUGGCCCGCUGGCGAUGAUUGUCCUGCCGCCGGCGUCGUACUGCGUGGUGGCCAAUCCUGUGGAGCGUGAUGACGCCGGGCAGCCUGUGAUUGACGAGCACGGGGUUUACGUGUGCGUGUGGGGUGACGAGGAGGUGCGGCUUGCGGCCGACUUUCCGGACCCGUUCCCGCUGUACCCGGGCGAGGCACUUGUGCUGGGCGUGACGCCGCUGCGCGUGAUUGAGGACGGCGCUGCGCUGCGGGUGCGUGCGGAGCGCGAGGUGAAGGACGAGGGUGGGGUGACGCGUGCUGCGGGCGAGCAGUGGCUGGUCAAGGGCCCGCGGACGUAUCUGCCGUCGCGGGUGGUGACGGUGCUGGAGGAGGUGCACUCUGUAGUGGUGCUCGAGACCCAGGCGCUGCGGCUGCGGGCGACGGAGGACUUUACCGAGCCGGAUGGAACGGCGCGGCUUGCUGGCUCCGAGUGGAUUGUGCGGCAGCCGGGGCGAUACCUGUGCCGGGUAACGGAGGAGCUUGUCGAGGUGCAGGAGCUGCAUGUCCUGACCGAGACGACGGGCCUUCACCUGCGCGCAACGCAAGCCUUCACCGAUGUCUACGGCAUCGAGCGCAAGGUCGGCGACGAGUGGCUGGUGACGCUUGCCGAGGCGCCGACGCACAUGCUCGGGGUCUUUGAGCAGCUGGUGACGCCUGUGACGGCGAUCUCGCUCUCAAACACCGACUACUGCGUCAUUGUGGAUCCUGUGGACGCGUCGACCGGCAAGAACGUGCUGGGAACCAAGACCAUGGUCCGAGGGCCCAAGACGUUCUUCCUGCAGCCCGGCGAGCGGCUGCUUGCCGGCAAGCAGACGGCGCACCUGCUGUCGAAGCAGGACGCGCUAGUGCUGCGGUGUGUCGAGGCGUACGUGGACGACGAGGGCGUGGCGCGGGAGCCGGGUGAGCGGUGGAUGGUCUUUGGGCCGCGCGACUACUACCCAGCACCGCAAUGCAGUGUGGCGGCGCAGCGGUGGCUCAUUCCGCUCGACAAGAACGAGGGCGUGUACGUCCGCAACAUGACGACCGGCAAGGUGCGCGCCGAGAUCGGCGCGUCGUACAUGCUGCAGGCCGACGAGGAGCUGUGGGAGAAGGAGCUGCCUGCCGACAUGGAGGCGCUCAUCAACGGUGAGACGCCGUUCACCGACACCCCGGUCGAGCUUGCUGCCGGCUCAAACGUGCUGUUCUCCUCGUCUGCAAGCCGCACGCCGGGCCUGCAGUCGACGAUCCUCAACCUUGCGUCGACCGGCUCGCGGGCGGCUGGCCUGACAGGCAUGCAGCGGCGCGAAAAGUGGCGGGUUGUCACCUACCGUGUCCCGCACAACGCAGCGGUCCAGAUCUUUGACUACAAGACCAAGGAUGCCCGGGUGGUGUUUGGCCCAGAGCUGGUGCUUCUCCAGCCGAAUGAGCACCUCACGGUCUUCUCGCUCUCGGGCGGGCGGCCGAAGCAGUCGAACGCCAUCAAGUCGCUGCUCCUCUACCUUGGCCCGGACUUUAUGAUCGACGUCAUCGUGGUGGAGACGUCGGACCAUGCACGCCUCUCGCUUCAGCUCGGGUACAACUGGGAGUUCCGUGUCGACCGGUCGACGGAGGAUUCGACCCGCAAGAUCUUCUCGGUUGCCGACUUUGUGGGCGACGCGUGCAAGGCGCUCGGCUCGUCAAUCCGCGGCACGGUGGCUUCGAUUCCGUUCCAGGAGUUCCACGCCAACUCGGCACGUAUCAUCCGCGCAGCCGUCUUUGGCCUCGACGACAAUGGCUCGGUCUGCGACGAGCGGGUCUUUCCGGCCAACGGCCUUGUCAUCACCAACGUCGACAUCCAGAACGUUGACCCCGUGGACCAGCGGACGCGGGACUCGCUGCAAAAGUCGGUCUCGCUCGCCAUCGAGAUCACCACCGACGCGCUCGAAGCGCGGGCGCGCAACGUCGCCAAGCGAGAGGAGCAGGACGCGCUUGGCGAGCUCGAGCAGCUCCGCAUCCGCGACUCGUGCCUCUCCGAGGCUGCCAAGAUCGAGCUUCUCCGGCUGCAGGCCGAGUGCGAGUCGAUCAAGACGACGGGCAAGGCCAAGGCCGAGGCCAAGGCCCAGGCCACCACCACCGUCAUCGAGUGCGAGGCCAGUGUCGAGCAGGCCCAGCUCCGUGCAGACGCCGCAGACGUCGAGGCUGCCUUUGAGCUCAAGCGGCUGCAGGCCCACUACGCCGCCGAGCUCACCCACGUCGCCGCACUCAACAAGCUCGAGCUCGACAAGAAGGCCCAGCUGACCGAGAUCGAGACCGGCAAGUUCAAGGCCAUGAUCGAGGCCAUCACGCCCGAGGUCAUCAAGGACAUUGCCAAGGCCGGGCCCGAGAUGCAGGCCAAGCUCCUGGGCUCGCUCGGCCUUUCGUCUGUCCUCCUCACCGACGGCAACUCGCCGGUCAACCUGUUCAACACCGCCAACGGCCUUGUCGGCUCUGCGCUUGCCGUCUCGGAGCAGGGUCAGUAGUUGGAGACGGCCGGCCCCUGGAUGUAAAGUGAUAAACGAUGUCUUGCCGCAA
Messenger RNA from Thecamonas trahens ATCC 50062, 2697 nucleotides. RefSeq names its product major vault protein. NCBI's taxonomy places the organism in Eukaryota, Apusomonadida, Apusomonadidae. Bases 18 to 2645 code for a protein of 875 amino acids. The record is from RefSeq and is a predicted model, not a curated record. Gene Ontology annotation, cellular component: cytoplasm; nucleus. The transcript has 2 exons.